Benincasa hispida (wax gourd) is the source of this 1077-nucleotide messenger RNA. RefSeq names its product Pentatricopeptide repeat (PPR) superfamily protein. NCBI's taxonomy places the organism in Eukaryota, Viridiplantae, Streptophyta, Magnoliopsida, Cucurbitales, Cucurbitaceae. Gene Ontology annotation, molecular function: protein binding. The record is from RefSeq and is a predicted model, not a curated record.
CCCUAAAAAAAAUUUAAAAAAAAAAAAAAUCACUAGAGACAGUUCUCUUGGGUUUCAACAAAGAGCAAAAACUCCGGUGUGCUGUAUUCGCUUCAAGGUUCCUCCACAAUUUUGAUGCUUCGUCUUACUCUAAAUCUUCUCCGUAGAAUCUCAAACAGCGCCACUUCCACAACCCCUUUUCAUCGUUUUUCCCUUCCCACAUUCCUCAAUCACGAUCUGUUCCAGCAACAAUUGUUGUUACGCUUCAUCACUGGCUCUGCUUCCAGCCCCAGCCUCUCAAUAUGGAGGAGGAAGAAGGAGAUGGGCAAGGAGGGUCUGAUUGUGGUCAAAGAGCUCAAGAGGCUUCAGUCCAAUUUCAUUCGUCUCGACCGAUUCAUUUCCUCCCAUGUCUCUCGCUUGCUCAAGUCCGAUCUCGUCGCGGUUCUCUUCGAGCUUCAGAGGCAGAAUCAGGUCUUUCUGUGUAUGAAGUUGUACAACGUGGUUCGUAAAGAAGUAUGGUACCGACCCGACAUGUUCUUUUAUAGAGAUAUGCUUAUGAUGCUUGCAAAGAACAAAAGAGUGGAAGAAACAAAACAAGUUUGGCAGGAUCUGAAGAAAGAGGGAGUACUAUUUGAUCAGCAUACUUUUGGAGACAUUAUUCGUGCAUACUUGGAUAAUGCAAUGCCCUCUGAGGCCAUGGAUAUAUAUCGUGAAAUGAGAGAAUCUCCUGAUAGGCCAUUAUCUUUGCCUUUUCGUGUAAUUUUGAAGGGGCUUAUUCCUUACCCAGAAUUGAGAGAACAAGUUAAAGAUGACUUCUUGGAACUCUUCCCUGAUAUGAUCGUCUAUGACCCACCAGAAGAAUUGUUUGAAGAAGAGUGAAGAUGAUUAACUAAUUAAGGAUGCUGCUCUUGCAGUUGAUUCUUCUUAGUUUUUUGCUGGCAAAAUUACUAUUUUAGCCCCCAAGCUUUCAGGUUUUAUGCUUAACAUGUCUAUAGACUUUUAAAAGUGUCUACGAGGUCUUUAAAUUUUCAAUAUCAUGUCUAAUUGGUUCAUCAACUUUAAAAUCGUCAAAUAAAUUCUUGAAUUUUCAAUUUUGUA